AUGAUCAGAUGUCGUCCAACCUUGAUCCUCUUGGAGGACAUAGAUUCUCUAUUCCCGAUAUUCCCACUGACAACUGACUUCGACAAACUGACCCUGGACGAACAGAGCCAUGACUUGGAUCUUUCAGCAACCGACAUUGACCUCUCAGCUCACGGUGACAGUAAGCUCUCCUACCAACUCGACAUCUCUUCCAGUCGCGGGAUGUUCGCAUCUCCAAGCCCAGCUCCACCAUCCAUAGCAUCCACCAAACCAUGGGAAUCCCUCCCAAUCCAACAGCUGCACACAUCCCCAAAGCCAAAGCCGCGUCCAGCGUCCCAGUCUAUCGACCCACCACGGCCAAAAGUGACAUUCGCGUUGUCACCGCAGGAGCAAGAGCUCCAUAGCGGCAGGGCGAAUCGUUCACCCGAAGAACAAGCAGAUGAUACCGAAAAUCGACUUUCAAACACCAAUACAGCCCUACAUGUGCUCGACUCGCCGGUCACGCCACAGCUUUCCUUCUUGUCGUGUGGUGUCUCGUCCAGCCCGGCCACCGCCAGCGUCCCACUCCGGGACCUAGUCUUAGCGUCUACGAUGUCUUACGAGGCAGCCUUGGCCGAGGAGGUCUCGCCCGUCUUGGGGGGUGUCGGUGAAGGCCAGCUUGUCUAG
This is a messenger RNA of Penicillium antarcticum, 645 nucleotides long. RefSeq lists its product as uncharacterized. The record is from RefSeq and is a predicted model, not a curated record. The transcript has 2 exons. The coding region runs from base 1 to 645 and encodes 214 amino acids. Lineage: Eukaryota; Fungi; Ascomycota; Eurotiomycetes; Eurotiales; Aspergillaceae.